AUAAACAGCGGUGAUCGGCAAAGCCUAACAUUCACUCGCAUCUUCUGCCUUAAUCUAGCAAUCUUUCUUGUGAGAUUUGAGUAGCAUAAGAUUUCAACAAGUCAUGACUUUCAAAGCUUUCCUUUUGCUGGGCCUUCUGUUUGGCUCUGUGGUUCUCAUCUCUUCCACUGUCGCAGCUGAGACAUCCAAAGAUGAGAAGAAAGUGGAUGAGGCACAGGAAGCGAACCCUGUAGAUGACGCAAAACCAUAUUGCGGGUGUUGCACUCGUUAUGGCCACUAUAGAUGCGGCCCACAAUGUUGUCGGCAACCUGAAGCUGAUGAUCAGCCUCAAGAAGUAGGCGAUAGCCUUGAAACGAACCGGCCUGACGGAUAUGGAUAUGGCGGAGGAGGCUACGGAGGGGGCCGUGGUGGCGGUGGCUAUGGAGGCGGGGGCCGUGGUGGCGGCUAUGGAGGAGGGGGCCGUGGUGGUGGCUAUGGAGGAGGAGGCCAUGGAGGCGGCGGCUAUGGAGGAGGUGGCCGAGGGAGAGGUGGUGGAGGAGGCGGCUAUGGCCGAGGCGGUGGCGGUGGCGGAGGAAACUGA
This is a messenger RNA of Prunus dulcis (almond), 580 nucleotides long. RefSeq names its product glycine-rich RNA-binding protein 10-like. The coding region runs from base 104 to 580 and encodes 158 amino acids. The transcript is spliced from 2 exons. NCBI's taxonomy places the organism in Eukaryota, Viridiplantae, Streptophyta, Magnoliopsida, Rosales, Rosaceae. The record is from RefSeq and is a predicted model, not a curated record.